Trichobilharzia regenti is the source of this 463-nucleotide messenger RNA. The record is from the annotation of a GenBank genome assembly. Lineage: Eukaryota; Metazoa; Platyhelminthes; Trematoda; Strigeidida; Schistosomatidae.
CUUUAUUGUUUCUGGGCUUUGUCUUUCGAACAGGAGCUGCUCGAAACAAAAUGAAUCCAGUCCUCAUUGGCCUUCUUCUGUUUUUGUCUUUAUCGUCAUCGCCAAUCAUCCUGUCGGCCGAUGCAAAAGUCACUCAGAUAGAUGUUCCACUUGGAUUCAGUAAAAACUAUGAAAUGUUCAUCAAAGUGGAGGGAAUAAAAUUCACACUGGAUGACGACCAGUUGGUAAUGAAAGAUGCUGACUGCACAACUACUGUCGAUCUAUCCGAACCCGACCACUUCGAGAUCCAGGAUAAGAAGGCCAUUCGUGAAGUGACAAAGAUAUGCGCUUCAUGGUUCACCAAGGGAAAGAAGAAAGCCAGGGUACUGUGAUACAAAUACUCACAAUCGCCAUAUUUAUCCACGAUAAAUUCACUUCAUUUCAUUUAAAUAAAAUUAUACCAAAUAAAUCUGUUGUCAUCCGG